AUGUCUUUCAAGACCGCCGUCGCUGCUUCUCUCCUCGCUGCCGCCCAGCUCGUUGCUGGUCACGGUGCCAUCAUCGCCGCUCAGGGUGAGCUCGGUGGCUCCGGCAUGGCUCUCGGCAUCGACCCCAACACUCCUCGCGAUGGCACUCGCCGCGACCCCUUCCAGCAGGACUCCACCCGCUUCAAGGGCGCUGCUGCCGACACCUUCGGUGAGACCGUCGGCGCUGGCAACAACGAUCUCGAGUCUGGCACCAAGGCCAUCAUGGCCAUGACCGGUGACCAGCUUCCCCAGGUCCGUGCCGGUGGCACCAUCGACAUGACCCUCCACCAGGUCAACGGUGACGGUGGCGGCCCCUACGACUGCAUGAUCAACGGCGAUGCCACCGGUGCCUCGUGGACCAACAUCAACGUUAUCACCACUCCCCCGGGCCAGAACUCCCGCAAUCGCCAAGGUGCCAUGACCGACUUCCCCAUGCGGGCUCAGAUCCCUGCCGACCAGACUUGCACUGGUACCGUCGCCGGACAGAACAACGUUUGCUUGGUCCGCUGCCAGAACGCCGCUCGCGCCGGCCCCUUCGGUGGUAUCGUCCCCGUCCAGAUGAACCAGCCCGGCAACACCCCUGCCGCGGCCCGCCGCAACCUUGCCCGCGCCGUCCAGGAGACUGAGAUGGCCUUCAAGCGCAUGAUGAAGCGUGCCACCGAGGCUGAGAUCGAGGAUGAGGAGUAA
Messenger RNA from Colletotrichum karsti, 726 nucleotides. Its product is annotated as cas1 appressorium specific protein. The record is from RefSeq and is a predicted model, not a curated record. The transcript has 2 exons. Bases 1 to 726 code for a protein of 241 amino acids. NCBI's taxonomy places the organism in Eukaryota, Fungi, Ascomycota, Sordariomycetes, Glomerellales, Glomerellaceae.